Messenger RNA from Hypomesus transpacificus, 2784 nucleotides. RefSeq names its product hemojuvelin BMP co-receptor (gene hjv). Gene Ontology annotation, biological process: BMP signaling pathway. Bases 461 to 1708 code for a protein of 415 amino acids. Gene Ontology annotation, cellular component: plasma membrane. NCBI's taxonomy places the organism in Eukaryota, Metazoa, Chordata, Actinopteri, Osmeriformes, Osmeridae. Gene Ontology annotation, molecular function: coreceptor activity. The transcript has 5 exons. The record is from RefSeq and is a predicted model, not a curated record.
CACAUACACACUACCUCCCUCAGCCCACACACACAUAAACACACUAUCUCCACCAGCGCACUUAGCCCUAACAGACAGACACACAGGCAAUAUCUGAAAUACAACAGUUCAUUUCUACCCAAAUAGAGAAAUAGUUAGACUUCACAGAGAGACAUGUUGAGGUUUCAGUUCAUACACUCCUUGUUUACUUUCUGUUAACUACGGGCAAACAGAGAAGGGAGAAGAGUCCACAUUUGGAGUUUUGUUGUGGCUAUGUGGCUUUAAUGCGCAGUUUUUCUUGACAAGGUAACAAGGUUAUCCACUUGUUAUUGGCCAAGCUGAAAGUGGACCAUGUAAAAUCGCUGUUAAUGGGUCCUCUAAAGAUUCCCUGGCCCCCCUCACCAUCUCACAGUUAGCAUCUUUGGAAUUAAGGCAGAUUGUGUGCUGGGUGUGGUAAGCAGCCUUGAGAGGCUGGGAGUGGAUGGGAACCCUCUGGAUGGACUACACAUGGCUGUCAUGGAGACGAAUUGCAGUAGCAUUACUGCUGGCUUCCCUAGGCUGCCUUCAAGUUCAGGCAUCCUGCCGCAUUCUCAGGUGCAACUCUGAGUUUGUGGCCGCUACGGGGGGCGGGGGCAGCAGGGAGGGGGCCAGGAAUGCAGAUUACUGCAGCGCCCUGCGCUCUUUCGACCAAUGCACCCGGCGCAGUGCAAGGGCCUGCCGUGGAGACUUGGUCUACCACUCAGCUGUGCAAGGCAUCGAGGACCUCCUCAUACAGUAUCGCUGCCCCAAAGAGGGGCCCACCGCCCAGCCGAGGCCCCUGCCCCAAGCCCCCAUCUCUGGAGAUGCCUGUCUCUACGAGAAGGGCUUUUUACAGCGUGAAGGUCGGGCUCCAGAGUAUGUCCACUGUGGGGUGUUUGGGGACCCUCAUGUGAGAACGUUUCGAGAUGAGUUCCAGACCUGUUCUGUGCAAGGAAGCUGGCCGUUAAUAGACAAUGAAUACCUCUAUGUGCAGGCCACCAGUGCACCCAUGACAGAAGGGGGCCACGCGUCAACCCUGACAAAGAUAACCAUCAUCUUCAAGAACUGGCGCCAGUGUAUCGAGCAGCAGAUCUACCAGGCUGAGCUGGACAACGUUCCAGCGGCCUUCGUGGAUGGCUCGGUGACCAGUGGCGAGAGGCGUGGCCAGCAUAGCCUGAGUGUCCGCUCCCAGAGCCCCGGGCGCCAUGCUGAGAUAGCCGCCGCCCACAUCGCCACCAUCCUGGUGGUGCGUCAAAGCGGCCGCUCCCUGGGUCUUUCCGUACGCACGCCGCGCGCCAUCGCCGACGCCUUCACGCCCGAGCAGGACCUGCAACUCUGUGUGUGGGGAUGCCCGGCUUCACAGCGACUGGAGACUUUAGCCUCUUACCUGUCCUUGUCCUCCUCCUCCCUUUCCUCCACCAAACCCUCCAUAGUCGGCCCAGCACACUGUGCGGCCCUGCUUCCAGCCAAGGAUGUUUACUACCAGGCCUGCCUGUUUGACCUCCUGGCCACAGGGGACCUCAACUCCAGCAUGGCCUCUGUCGCCGCCCUGGAGGACGCCCGGGGAAUGAUUAUCGACCCUGAGAAGGUGCAUCUGUUGCCUGUCACUGCGGCAGGGGACAGACUCACAUCGUCUCUGUCUGUGGUCCUGGCUGUGACAUUACUGGCACAAUGGACCAGAACACUAUGGGGGGGGGGGGGGUCUGUGUAAAUGCUGGUGGUGAAGGGGUAGAAAAGCCAUACAGAGACAACAGAGACACUGCUCUAUCUGUCAGAUGGGAAUGCAUAUUUUGAUACAUGACUCAUGGUGUGGGUCUGUCAGAGUGUGGGGACAUCUAAGGAUCUCAGGCCUGUGUUCAUCCUUCAGGGAAUACAUACAGACACAUCAACACCUGUUGAUAAAGGGUGUUGAGUGUUGUGUUUAUAUUUUUUGCAAAAGUACAUUAUAGAAUUUUCAACCUCAUUUUCCUACAAUUCAGUGUUGUACUUUAUUUAAUGUAAACAGCAUAUUACAGUGGAAUCUGUGGUAACCUGGUAUUACUAAUGUCGAUGUAAGUUAUUGUGUGUGUUGUGUCGGUGUGAUGUCUCGGUUUUAAAGUUUUGUUGAAUGCAGUCUCUGUAUCUAUAUUUGUAAAAAAAAUAGAUAGGGGCAUGUUUGCUAUGACCUCAAUAUCAGCCAGUUGUGUUUACAUUUUACUUAUUUAACUGACGCUUUUAUCCGAAGUAACGUGCAAAUAGUGCAUGUAGAAAGUACAGGCAAAGAUCAAGAAUCUGCAAGGCAUAGUUCUACAGUAUUUCAGUGGUCAGAGUCAAGGAUAAGUCUGUAUUUACAAAGUAACCACAUCUCAGCUAACAGGCACGGUGAACAAGAAUAAUAAAUAAUGUGUAGGCCUACUGAAUAAUUCUGAAUGAUACAUUGUACUAAUACUACGAUAACACUACAGUGAAACAAUAACAUGUAUAAAUUGCUUAAGUAAAUAACAAUAAUAACAUCUUGGUUACAGUUGCUAACGUAUGGUGAACAAAAAUAAUAGUACUACAAUGCAACAAUAACAUUUCAAUUCCUCAACCCACUCUAGUCUUACAAAUGCAUCUCAGUUAUAGUAGGCUAGUAGGCUUACUUAGUAAAGUGCAGUGCCUAGUAGGUUGCAACCGAAACAAUAUUGUAUGUUACGUAAGUGGAACAUUGACCAGUGAUUGUAGUUUCAUGCUAGAUGGUGAUGAAGAAAGUGUUUAGUCCGUCUCUUCAUAAACGGAGUGACUAAGUUCAGUUGAGUUCUGGAUUUC